UACCGACACUAUCGUCUGCUACGAAAGACAUGACGACGUUGAACGCUCGCGCUUGUGUGGCUGCAAAAUGCUAUGACGUGUUUCGCAUCUUCAGCUGGAGUGUUCCUCGUGUGAACACACGGUAAGAAGAAGAAGAAAAGUCGUCGAGCUCGGGACAGUGAGGAAUGAUGGCAACUUCGGACGGAACUACACCCGCAAGUUUUACCGAGGGAGGAAUCUCACUCCAUCGUGGCAUAUGCGAAGGCAUUCCGACUUCGAUAACAACGUUGGUGAGCGGGAACCAAGGCGUGGCUGAAAGUGACGCCGGGAAUCUCGGAACCAAAUUCGUAACGGGAAGGCGAUUAUCCGAUGAAGUUUAUAUUUGUCGCGCGGGGCCACAAAUGACAACGAGCAGAUGUACGAAGCCUAAUAUUCUUUCUGCCUGUCAAGGGGAAGAACAAAACGAACGGUCACUUGGAAAGACUGUGACGUUUGACCUGACUCCUCAAGUGAACAAACUAAGCCUGUCAGCUCCACCUGAACAUCCCGUAACCGACACGCGUCGUACAGCGCUCGACAGGCGUCGAGCACCGAGCGGGACAGAAGCUGCUGUAAUUAUCAUCACAGUCAUGGCGGUGGCCGUUUUCGUGACGUGCGUCCUAGCGUUCCUUUUUAGCAAACCAACGUCCAAGUCACAGAAGGCCUUCGGAAGGGACAUGUGCCAGGGCUCAUCUUGCCGCGAAAUGUACGACUUCACCAACAGUAUCAUUGACCCAUCCGUAAACCCGUGCGAGGACUUCUACCGCCACGUUUGCAAGCAAUGGAUUAAAAGGAACGGUGAUGGCCCCAGCAGCUAUAUUGAUGAAGCCGUGCAGAAGUUCAGGAAGGCGGUCUACGACGACCUGACCGUCGUACACGAUGGUCAGCCGCCGAUUGGAACCAUUCGCAACGGUAUUAAAGAAUUCUACGACAGCUGUCGGACCUUUCUUUCCAAGGACACGUCGAUGACAGUACUGCUGCGUAAUAUAGCUACCUCUUUCGAUAUUCACCUCGUCAAAUGGUUGAGAUCAAUAGCAAUAAGCGAUGUCUUCUACAACAUGGUAGAGAUAUCCCUGCGUCUAGGCAUUCCCACAGCGUUGAACGUCACGUACAGAACUAGCAAAAGGCCGAACCGCUCCAAAACCAUGCCACCAAAGGUGCAUGUUGACGUUGGAACUACACUUUCAAGCAUUUUCGGUCAACGACUGGAUGUUAAUCUUCAGAUGUACCUGCGGAUUGUGAUUAAUACGAUGGACCUGAGCCCUGCUGAAAGCGAGGUAGACCUUGAGAAAUUAGAUGUGCUUUUCAGCAAGACUCUCGCUGGAAAACACAAGGGAAUCUCCGUACGAAGGACGUUCAAGACUCUUCCUUCAAGUAUAAAGCCCGACACAUGGAUAGCCGCACUCAACAAACUAGUGGCCAAUCACACCUUUACUUUGGAGAGCACCGUACUCGUCCAUAGGCUCCCUGCUGUGCAAGAAAGACUUAAGCUCAUCUCAGUGUUGGCUCCAAAAAACAGGAACAUCUAUCUUCUGUUACUGGUCCUAUCUCAUGUUCUUGUUCACGACUUCCGACACAAAUAUCUUCAGCAGGGCAGACCUGAAUAUGAAUGUUUGAGACUGACUAGCCAGUACUUAGCACCGCACUUCCACAUCUAUGUCGCCGCCACUUUUCAACCUGAGACCGCAGAAGACAAGGUGAUGUCCAUGAUGUCCAAGAUACACUCAAACGUCCAAACAGAACUUCGGUCUUCUGGGUCUGCAAGCCUUCAACUUAAGCAAACCAUGCGUAGAUUUCACAUAUGGAGUAAGACAGUGAAGAACUACUCAGCUCCCCUCUUGCAACAUUUGAGUGGUGACUUCAUCACAAAUGUAGCUCAAGUUCUCGAAAUUGAUCAAGCUCUAAGAACUGCCUCGGAAGGCGCUGUCACUCUCCCCUUUUCAUAUUGGCAAUAUAAUGGUAUUAUUGGAUACCUCCCAGAACAUGAAAAGAUAGUUGUGACAACUGUUCACUUGCUGCCGAAACUGUUUGACCUCAGCAGCGGGAAUCAGCGCUUUAACUACGCUGCCUUGGGAACAGCCCUUGGAGAGGGUCUUGUCCUCUCUGCCCUAGGAAACACUGUAGUGUCCAGGAGCAACCAACUCAAAGGGUACAAUUUGCAAUGUUACGAGGAACUCAUCAGCAGAAGGAUAAAAGACCGCAGUAUCACGGGUCAUCACGUUCAAGAGUUACUGGCUGUGAUCAUCGCACUGAAGGUUUCCCAUGACCUCAGUCACGAGCGGAAGCACGAAAAGGCAGAAGACGACCACGAUGUCAUAUUUUUCCGACGGUUUUGUUUGACCAACUGUGGCACACUGUCGUCGCAACAUCGAUACCUUCCUGGAGACCUACGCUGCAAUAUUGCUACUGCCAUGAUGCAGCAGUUCAGAAAUGCUUUCAAGUGUGGAAACACGUCACUUUACACCUGCAAAAGUUCCCCGCAGAAGACAUCUUCAAGUGGAUCACCUCAGCUACUCUAACCUCUGUGUUAUUCUCAUGGUUUUGUGCUGUAAAUGAACAAAAAGAGAAAUAGAUCCAAUAACAAUAAACGAAUAGGAUGGAUGCACCUUGAAGAGAGAUGAAAAUACAGGUUAGUAGCUAGUCUACUUUGCACAAAGCGUCCACUGACUAUGCACAGACACUGUCGACAAAUUUGGAAUGAGAGUGGAUGUAAAUUGAAGGAUUGUGCAAAUACAGGUUAG
Messenger RNA from Ornithodoros turicata, 2759 nucleotides. RefSeq lists its product as uncharacterized. The coding region runs from base 165 to 2537 and encodes 790 amino acids. Gene Ontology annotation, cellular component: plasma membrane. The record is from RefSeq and is a predicted model, not a curated record. Lineage: Eukaryota; Metazoa; Arthropoda; Arachnida; Ixodida; Argasidae. Gene Ontology annotation, molecular function: metalloendopeptidase activity. Gene Ontology annotation, biological process: protein processing. The transcript has 2 exons.